Molecule: messenger RNA, 4268 nt
Organism: Bactrocera oleae (olive fruit fly)
Lineage: Eukaryota; Metazoa; Arthropoda; Insecta; Diptera; Tephritidae
Source: RefSeq, a predicted model, not a curated record
UGUUCUUUUCAACUGCUUCGCAGACUAGAAUUUGUGUAAAAAGCGUUCGUUUGAGUGAUAUUAGUGAAUUUCGCAGUAAGAAUUUUUACGAAAUUAGUGUAUAUUUGGAUAAAAAGGUAUUUUUAAGUGUUACGAAUUGCAAAAUUCAUAUUUCAUCGUAUAUAAGUUUAUCUUUGGUGUGGUACACAAUCAACAAACGUAUACUUAUAUAUAAAUUGUGUGUUAGCUGUAUGCUACCAGAAUUAAAUUCAUUCUGCUGUUCUGUUCCAAAGUAAGGAGGUAAAUCAGUUUUCUUUAAAGGCAAUAAACAUUUAUGUGCAUCCAUUGAAAGGUGCACUAUUAAAAACUUUAGUUAAGAGUGCAAAAAUUAACUCGCUCAUAGUGUUGAGGACGCCUGCUGCUCAAUGUCUUCUAGUUCACCAACAGCUGACCAAAACUCUUCCGAAGAGGCACCAGCAGCUAAAAAGCGAAAGCUGCUUGCGUCUACCGGCGCUACUUCAAGCCUCAGUAAAAACAAUAAAAACAACUCGGACAACGGUGAGGAUAACGAAAAUCACGAAUGUUGUGUGAAAGAAACUGACGUUGACGUACCAUUGGUAAAAGCCGGUGAAUCGGCACAAAAGGCGAAUGUAAUCGUGCCAUCUCAUUCGGUUUCGUUAAGUAGUGGUAAUAUCGUUGGCUCUGUCGGUUCUACUAGCACGGGUGAGAAAAGUAGUAGUGGGAGCGACAGUACCUUGUCGUCAGUGAAGAAAGAAAGCGGUCAAAGUGAUCAAAGCGGAGUUUCUGUUUCGUGUGAAAGUGUAGUGGCAGAUGAAAAAACUGAAUCGAAGAAUUUAGUGGAAGUGGAAGAAAAAAAUUCUCAAGUGAACAAUUUUGCAACGACUUCAACGUUAAUUUGCGAUAGAAACAACAAAGUUAAUAACUCAAACGGUAAUAAAACGAAUUCACAGGUAGUGAACGCAGCAAACAACCAAAUGGCUGGUGGUAAUCCUACGAACGACUCACGUUCGCGCGGUGCUUCUGACAUCGAUGAAUCGCUAUACUCGCGCCAACUCUAUGUGCUGGGUCAUGAUGCAAUGCGUCGAAUGGCCAAUUCAGACAUUUUGCUGUCGGGUAUUGGCGGUUUAGGUCUUGAGAUAGCAAAGAAUGUAAUUUUAGGAGGAGUGAAAUCGAUCACUCUUCACGAUAAGGAAAAUUGUACAAUUCGUGAUUUGGCAUCGCAAUUUUAUCUAAGUGAAUCGGAUGUAGGUCGCAAUCGUGCAGAAGCUUCUUGUAACCAAUUGGCUGAGUUGAACAAUUAUGUUCGGACAACCGCAUAUACUGGCGAGUUAACCGAAGAUUUUUUGCAGCAGUUUCGUGUUAUUGUACUGACAGAUUCCGAUGACAAUGAACAACAUCGCAUUGCAAAAUUUGCUCACGAAAAUGGCAUAGCACUGAUCAUAGCUGAAACGCAUGGACUCUUCGCGAAAAUUUUCUGUGACUUUGGAGAGAAUUUCACAAUAUACGAUCAGGAUGGCUCUCAGCCCAUUUCCACCAUGAUAGCAAGUAUUACUCAUGAUUCUCAGGGAGUGAUAACUUGUUUGGAUGAAACUCGUCAUGGGUUGAAUGAUGGUGAUUAUGUGACCUUCAGCGAAGUUCAAGGGAUGAUUGAGUUAAAUGGCUGCGAUCCGAUUAAAAUCAGUGUAUUGGGUCCAUAUACAUUUAGCAUUGGUGACACCAGUAAAUUUAGUGAAUACGUCUCUGGCGGAAUUGCUACACAAGUAAAGAUGCCCAAAGUUGUGAAUUUCAAAUCCCUUGAAGAAUCUGAGAAAGAACCUGAGUUCUUAGUGUCUGACUUUGCUAAAUUUGAUCAUCCAACUUCUUUACAUAUUGCUUUUUCUGCCUUACACAAAUAUAUUGAGCAAGUUGGAAAGCCGCCACGCCCAUGGAAUGAGGAAGAUGCGCAAAAUUUUUUACAAAUGUGCAAAUCUGUCAACGCGGACAUUAACGAUAACGUAGUUUCUUUAUUUGCUAAGACAUGUUCUGGUAACACUAGCCCUAUAGACGCAGCAAUUGGCGGAUUUGUUGCACAAGAAGUUCUUAAGGCAUGCACAGGGAAAUUCACACCCAUAUAUCAAUGGUUGUAUUAUGAUGCUAUUGAGUGUCUGCCCCCUAACGGUGUUGAGGAAGCAGACGCUCAGCCGAUAGGUUCGCGUUACGACGCACAAAUCGCAAUUUUUGGAAAAACUUUCCAGGAAAAAUUGGGUGACGCAAGAUAUUUCAUCGUUGGAGCUGGAGCUAUUGGUUGCGAGUUGCUUAAAAAUUUCGCAAUGAUCGGAGUUGGUGCUCGGGAUGGAGAAAUAGUUAUAACCGAUAUGGAUUUAAUCGAAAAAUCGAAUUUGAAUCGUCAAUUCCUAUUUCGACCGCAUGAUGUACAGAAGGCAAAGGCGAAAACUGCCGCAAAUGCCAUUAAGAAAAUGAAUCCGGAAAUUAAAGUCACUGCGUAUGAGUUGCGUGUUGGAUCCGAAACAGAAAAAGUAUUUUCCGAAGAAUUUUUCGGAAAAUUAAAUGGUGUAGCUAAUGCAUUAGACAAUGUGGACGCUCGUAUUUAUAUGGACCGCAAGUGUGUAUUCAAUCGUUUGCCAUUGGUGGAGUCCGGUACUCUUGGCACAAUGGGCAACGUGCAAGUUAUUGUACCGUUUUUAACUGAGUCGUAUAGUUCAUCGCAAGAUCCUCCUGAGAAGAGUAUCCCGAUUUGUACACUAAAGAACUUUCCGAAUGCAAUUGAACACACGUUGCAAUGGGCGCGCGAUAUGUUUGAAGGCUUGUUUACGCAGUCUCCUGAAAAUGCUGCACAAUACUUGUCAGAUCCAAAUUUCAUUGAACGCAUCAUUAAACUGCAAGGUAUUCGGCCGCUAGAAAUCUUAGAAUCAGUUAAGAAAGCAUUAGUUGAUGAAAGGUCUACGAACUUCUUGGAUUGCAUCAAAUGGGCUAGAAAUCAUUGGGAAGAGCACUAUGCAAAUCAAAUCAAACAAUUGCUGUAUAAUUUCCCACCAGAUCAAAUAACGUCUAGUGGGCAACCAUUUUGGUCCGGCCCGAAACGUUGUCCUCAACCCUUACUUUUCGAUAUUAACGACGAUCUGCAUUUAGAUUACAUAUAUGCAGCGGCUAAUUUACGCGCAGAGAUGUACGGGAUCGAGCAAGUGCGUGAUAGGCAGCAAGUAGCAAACCUUGUUAAGGAAGUAAAGGUUGCAGAGUUCAAACCACGUUCUGGUGUAAAAAUUGAAACUAACGAGAGUGCUGCUGCUGCAGCAGCUAACAAUUUCGACAGCUCAGAUGUUGACCAAGAUCGCGUAAACAAAAUUUUAACUGAAUUAAAGGCUCUGCGGGAAAGCAAAACGUUGCUGGUGGUUAAACCAUUGGAAUUCGAAAAAGACGAUGAUAAUAAUUUCCAUAUGGACUUUAUAGUGGCAGCAUCUAAUCUGCGUGCUGCUAAUUAUAAGAUUCCUCCAGCUGAUCGACACAAGUCUAAAUUAAUCGCUGGAAAAAUCAUUCCAGCAAUUGCCACAACUACAUCACUCGUCUCUGGCUUGGCUGUUCUCGAAGUUAUGAAACUGAUUAUAGGACAUAGGGAAAUGGACAAAUUUAAAAAUGCUUUUGCAAACUUGGCAUUACCUUUCAUAGCAUUCUCAGAGCCAAUGCCUGCCGCAAAGAAUUCGUAUUAUGGCAAGGAGUGGACGCUGUGGGAUCGUUUUGAAGUUGCUGGAGAGCUAACGCUGCAAGAAUUUCUCGAUUAUUUUGAAAAGAAAGAGAAAUUGCAAAUAACGAUGUUAUCCCAGGGCGUUUCGAUGCUUUAUUCGUUCUUCAUGCCGAAAGCUAAAUGUGCAGAACGUUUGCCUCUACCCAUGACUGAAGUGGUUCGACGAGUCUCGCGAAAACGUAUUGAAUCACAUGAACGCUCCUUGGUAUUUGAGAUUUGUUGCAAUGACGAGGAUGGUGAGGAUGUUGAAGUGCCGUAUGUGCGUUAUACUAUACCCUAAAACAACCUGCUCUUUGAAUUCAAUACAACUAUUGUUUAAUAUUUUUUGAUAUAAAUUAAUACGAAUAAAUAUUACUUUCUGUCCUUUAUAAUCUAGAAUACCAUUAUUUUCCAUGUGGAAAAUAUAAAACAAUAUAACAAGUCAUAAUUGGAGCAAAAUUAAUAUUUCUUGCAGUUCGAAUGCGUUUAUCAUCAGCACACGUAAAGAGCUUUUUGUUUCAAAUAUAAAUAUACAUACUUAACAAUGGAA